UAGAUGGAGUUAAAUGACUAACAAGAGACGUGCUGCAGAGGCUGAGAUAUUAUGACUUUUAGUCCCCAUUACCGGUCAAGCUCAAAAAUGGUGAACUCCACAUUUCCCAUCAUGCAACUCAGUAGCAUCUUUUGUAAGACGUUACGUGCUAAAUUUCUCAUUUUCAUCAUGGACCUUUCUUGGUAAAUGUCAGGCUUCAUGAAUUUGCAUUUUCUAAGUCCAAACUUAGAUAACCCUGACGACAUUUUUGAUGACAACAUCAGAGAACAGACACACACACACAUAUGAACAAGUAAACAAGAACAUAUAGGUAGAAUCACCAACUAGUUCUCACUCUUUUUCCGUCUGGUUUGCAUUUCCCUUACAUUCCUUCAAAUUUUGAUAUCCGAAAAACGAGGCAGAGUGAGACGUCGCUUUAUUUCCGCCUCUCUGAUUGAAUUUCCUGGUGCCCUCUUGGCCCCGCCCACGUCUUUGAAACGUCAACAGCGCCAAACUCUUCAGGCUCCUUCGGGGGGGAAAAUGACCGGUGGUACCGAGGAGCCGCAAUGGAGAAAAGUCCAUUCCGUUACAGGAGUGAUACCGAGGUCCAGACACGGACACCGGGCUGCAGCAAUACGAGAGUUAAUUAUUGUGUUCGGUGGUGGAAACGAAGGGAUAGCGGAGGACCUCCAUGUUUACAACACUGUCUCAAAGCAGUGGUUUCUGCCUGCGGUGAGGGGUGACAUCCCACCUGGCUGUGCUGCCCAUGGCUUUGUCUGUGAAGGCACUCGAAUACUGGUCUUCGGCGGCAUGGUGGAAUUUGGCAAGUACACCAACAGCCUCUAUGAACUUCAGGCUAGUCGCUGGCUGUGGAAGAAGCUGAAGCCCAGAGCACCCAGGAAUGGUUCGCCUCCUUGCCCUCGGAUUGGUCACAGCUUUACUCUUGUGGGUAAUAAGUGUUACCUGUUUGGCGGGCUGGCCAAUGAUAGUGAAGACCCUAAUGGCAACAUACCGAGGUACAUGAGUGACCUUUAUGAACUGGAGCUGCAGUCAGUAUCGGGGGCGAGAGCCUGGAGCAUCCCAGAAACCAAAGGUGGCGGUCCUUCAGCGCGGGAGUCUCAUAGCUCAGUUUCUUACGAUGGCCUUGGGUCCCCGAAGCUCUACAUUUUUGGAGGAAUGCAAGGAUGCCGGUUAGACGACCUCUGGCAGCUUGACCUUGACACUAUGGUGUGGUCAAAACCUGAAACAAGGGGUUCCAAGCCACUUCCCAGAAGCCUUCACUCUGCCAAUGUCGUUGGAAAUAAAAUGUAUGUGUUUGGAGGUUGGGUUCCUAUCCCAGAGUCAGAUGAACACAGUGCUUUAGGAACCGAAUGGAUCUGCUCUAACUCUUUAAGCGUACUCAACUUAGACACUAUGAGCUGGCAGAACCUUGGCCCAGAGGAGCUUGACGACAUCGAGUCCCAGCUGCAGAGCCAGGGUCCCCAGAGUGAUGAUCCUUAUGCCAGUAGGCCCAGAGCCAGGGCCGGCCACUGUGCCACCACUGUCGGGUCCAGGCUUUAUAUUUGGAGCGGCCGCGACGGAUUCCGUAAGAGCUGGAACUACCAGGUCUGCUGCAAGGAUCUCUGGUUCCUGGAGACAGAUCAUCCAGCCACCCCAGAGGCAGUGCUGCUCAUCAAAUCCACAGUCAGCAUGCUCCAUGUGGCGUGGCGCCCCCUGGCUGCAGCAGACUGCUACAUCCUUCAGAUUCAGCCUGUGUGUCCUCCCAAAACUGCAGCCAGCAAUCCACCUGCCAAACCAAUCGACACCACUCGAACAGAUGGACAAGAGGGGAAGAAUAAAGAUCCUGCAGGUGUCCAGUAUCUUCAACCUCAAAAUGAAGGAAUGUCAAAGAGAGACGAGAAAGCAUCCAUGCAGGAUGCUUCAGUACAGCAGGAAACAUCAGUGAAAUCAUCCAGUGGCUCAGCAGAGACCCACACACCAGGAGGGAGGAGUGCUGGGAGAGACUCAGGCGUCUCUGACCCAAAAAGCUGCUCUGUGGGACAGGAGACAUCAGCAACAGAGGGCAGCAGCUCAGCCCAGCAUCACUCAGAUAAACCUGUUUCCGCCGGCAAGACAGAAAAUUUCUACGCCUGCACAGAUCAGGUUCAGCAGAAUCCAGAUGAAGCAGUGUGGUUUGAUGUAGGUGUCUUCAAAACACUCUUCUCUGAGGUCAGCCACUACUUUCUGCCUGCUGACAGUGAUCAGGUGUCCACAGCCAUCAGCAGCCGACCUCCAAAUACUAAAGAGAGGAAGCUGCCAGGGCCUCAGGACUACCAGGGCAGGAAGAAGCAGGAGCUCACUCCUGGUCAGACCUACAGGUUCAGAGUUGCAGGCAUCAACUGCUUUGGCCAGGGAGACUUCAGCCCAGUCAGCGAGUUCAAGACCUGCCAGCCUGGUUUCCCUGGAGCACCCUCUGCUGUCAAGAUUACCAAGGCCAAUGAUUCAGUCCACAUCACAUGGGAGGCUCCACCCUCUACGUCAGGCCGGAUUCUGGAGUAUUCCAUGUACAUGGCGGUGAGGAAAAGCCGCUCCACCACCUCGGAGCGUCCAGGUCAGAUGGCCUUCAUCAGGAUCUACCGUGGCACCAAGAUGUCCUGCUCAGUCAGCUCCUCCCACCUGGACAACGCCCACAUCGACUGCUCUGCCUCCAACCGGCCAGCUGUCGUCUUUCGCAUCGCUGCCAAGAACGAGCAGGGCUACGGCCCGGCAACGCAGAUCCGCUGGAUUCAAGAUCCGAGUAAAUUGCGAGCAUCUGCCUCCAGAGCAGACAUGAGUGCCGAGGUGGACCAGGACGCUGCCGACAGCUCCAGCUAAAAAAAGUUUGGUCUGAAGAUACGUUUGGGAGAAAGACUGUGCGCUCAGGAAGCUGGCGAUGUACACCGCUCAGAUGUUGUAUUUUAUUCCCUAGAUAGUUUUGUUAAUUUAUUUUUUUAUGUAUUUAAUGAUUCUCUUGUAAAUAUAUAUACAUUUCCACAGGAAUCUUAACCACUUUGCUAUUGUAGUUAGUUUUGUUAAGUGAUAAUAUGUGAUAUACUGUAGACCAAACUACAACUACUACCACUAUUAGUUGAUGUUUAAAACUCUUUAAAGGUUGGAGGAGCCUAAGCGCUUACUCCACCACGCACUAAUGCUUUAUGUGUCACUGUUGUGAAUGAAACACAGGUGGUGAGAUACUUUCAUGCGUCAGAGUGCAUAAGAGAGAAAAGCUUUUGUUAGUGUGGACCACUUUUACAGUCCUAAUCCAAACCAGUGAGGUUUCAAAAAAAUCAAUAAUCUGAUGGAAUGUUGUUGUUUUAUAACCAGAUUAUUACCUGUUCAAAGUUUGAUUUAAACUCAUUGUCAAUGUGUUUUGUCGUUGUGCACGGUCACGUUACUGCAAAUGAUCUGUAUCCAUUACAUAUAUGCACCCCAUUUCCUGCUUUAUGGUUUUGUUGCAGUUUAUAUUCCUUAUUGUCAUCAGAUCAUUUAUCUCAGUGUGAUGUGUCUGUCUUUAUCAGUCAUUGUCAUGAUCAGUUUAAUCCAGUAUUAUUUCUGGCUUCAGCAAAAGAAGAGAGCAGUGGUACUUAAUUUCUGACAACAAUAAUAAUAACAAUAAUAAUUAAAAAUACUAUAUUUAGAUAACACAUUUCAAGCAAACACAAAAUUUGUGAGUUAACACUGUUAGUGUCCAUUUGUAUUAUUAUUAUGGCUUUCUGGCUGAAGAAGAGCUGUAGUCAGUAGUCUUACAAUGUUAAAGUGUUGGAGUUUGCACAUUGUAUUAUGUUUAUCUUAUAUAGUUAAUCAAGCAGUUAAUUAAUCAAGCUGCGGUCAUUUUUCCUUAGAGAUUGAUAAGGAUUCGUGUAAACUUUAAGCAGUCCCUGUGGACAAAUUUGGGCAUUGCAGAAGCAACUGAACAGAAUUCACUGGGGGAAUUACGUGUAUUAAUUAGAACAAUUAAGUGUAAGCUCUCAAAUAGAAAACAGCAUCUUUAUUGUCCCAAAAGGAAAUUCACCUCACAGUACUGAAUGUGCCAUAUACAAGUGGCAUAAUAUAAUUUCAGAUCCAAUGUGUGUAACACAGGUGAAUAUCUUCUCGUUAGUGACAAAUGAAGCAGUAGAAGAAUAUGGUCUGCAUUCUGCUUUUUAAAAGCAGUAACCAAAGUGUUUAACAACAGUGUUUGUUGAUGACAAUCAUUGCUGGACUGUGUUUCUGGAUAUCUAUAUCUGUGCAGUAACAACAUGGCAAAUAUAUGGAUUUGGUCAUUUUGCAAUUUGAUAAUAGAGUCACAAUUCUUCC
This is a messenger RNA of Toxotes jaculatrix (banded archerfish), 4293 nucleotides long. It is a transcript of the gene hcfc2, whose product is annotated as host cell factor C2. Gene Ontology annotation, biological process: regulation of DNA-templated transcription; chromatin remodeling. The coding region runs from base 520 to 2832 and encodes 770 amino acids. NCBI's taxonomy places the organism in Eukaryota, Metazoa, Chordata, Actinopteri, Toxotidae. The record is from RefSeq and is a predicted model, not a curated record. Gene Ontology annotation, molecular function: transcription coactivator activity; protein binding. The transcript is spliced from 17 exons. Gene Ontology annotation, cellular component: histone methyltransferase complex.